UGUCAUGGCGGUGAGGUGUCCUUGGAGUUAACCGUGUUUCUGUGUGUCGGUGGACCGGGAGGACCGGAGAGUCUCCGGGUAGAGCUGCUGUCGGUGUCCGGAGCAGAUGAAGUGAAGGACAGAAGAUGAAAAUACACAAGAAGGACAAGCAGCAGAUGUUCACUGGUGUCCUGAAGCACACGCCUCCUCCGGCCUCCUCCACCUCCUCCUCCUCCUCUGCAGCCUCCUCCUCCGCCUCGGACCAAAAGAGUAACGCACAAACCGUUCCCACAAUCCUCCGGGGCCACCUGGUCGUGGGCUCAAAGGACCAGCUCCGCCUCCUCAGCCCCGUGGGCAGCACGGCGACAUCCAAUCACAACGCGGUGGCCGGGGCCAACGCCGCCAAGCACUCCGGAGGAGCCCCGAGACCUCCUUCCUCCCUGAGCGAGGAGGAUGAUGGAGGAGGAGGAGGGAGGGUGAAGAAGAAACGGAAGAAAAAGGACAAGAGAGAACGUGAGAGAGGGGGAGGGGAGGGGGAGGAGAGGGAGAGCAGCAAACCAAAGAAACGGAAGGAGGAGAAGGAGGCGAUGGCCGUCACACUGAGGAGGAGCAGCAAGGAGCCUAAGGAAGGAAAGGAGCACAAGGAGCGAAGGAGCAAAGGGAAGGAGGCCAGGAAGGAGCUGAAGAAGGUGGCAGGAGGGAAACCGAUUCCACUUCCUGUCAAGGUUCCUGGAAAGAGAGGAAGGAAACCGAAGGUCAAGGUCCUUCCUCCUGCUCCCCCCAGCCACGCACCUCCUCCUGCUCCUGCUGUCCUCACUAAGGGACAGACACACAGCGUCCAGAGCCACGGCAAGAACCACAGACAGGUCAGCAGACAGGUCAGCAGACAGGUCAACAGACAGGUCAACAGACAGGUCAACAGCAAGACAACCACCCCCCCGACACCCAGACAGAGGGGACGCAAACCCAGAGAUCCUGGUGCAGCGCCGCUGGAGAAGAAGAAGAAAGGGAAGAGGAGAAACCAGGAGCAGACUGUCCACGAGGGGGACAGUGAUGACACUACCUCAACAUCUGUCCUCAUGGGGGGGGAGGACGGCCAGGACACCACGAAGCGUCGUUCGGGUCGUCAGGUCAAGAGGAGGAAGUACAACGAGGAUUUGGACUUUAAGGUUGUGGACGAUGACGGGGAGACGAUCGCGGUCCUCGGAACCGGUCGUAUCUCAGCGCUGAACGCCACGGCGCUGGCCUGGCAGGCCGAGGAACCACCGGAGGAUGAAGCCAACAUCAUCGAGAAGAUCCUGUCUGUCAGACCAGUGAAGAAAGAGACUUCUUCAUCAGAGGACCAACCCGAGGAGACGGAGGAGUUUUAUGUCAAGUACAGAAAUUUUUCCUACCUUCACUGUAAGUGGGCCACUCUGGAGGAGCUGGAGAAAGAUCCCAGAAUCCACCAGAAGAUUAAACGCUUUCGGACCAAACAGGCCCAGAUGAAACACCUGUUCACCGAGCCCGAUGAGGACAUCUUUAACCCGGACUAUGUGGAGGUGGACAGAGUCCUGGAGGUGGCUGUCACCACGGACACGGAGACUGGAGAGGAGGUCACUCACUACCUGGUUAAGUGGUGCAGUCUCUCGUACGAGGAGGCGACCUGGGAGCUGCAGGAGGACCUGGACCCAGAGAAGAUCAAAGAGUUUGAGGAGAUCCAGAAACUGCCAGCAGACCUCCGACACAUGGAGCGUCCUCUUGCAGAGAAAUGGCAGAAGCUGGACGGCUCCAGAGGAUACCGCAACGGAAACCAGCUCAGAGAAUACCAGUUAGAGGGAAUGAACUGGUUACUGUUCAACUGGUACAACAGAAAAAAUUGCAUCCUAGCGGACGAGAUGGGUUUGGGUAAGACGAUCCAGUCCAUCACCUUCCUGUUUGAGAUCUUCAGCAUGGGGAUCCGUGGGCCGUUCCUCAUCAUCGCCCCGUUGUCCACCAUCACCAACUGGGAGAGGGAGUUCCGGACGUGGACGCCGUUGAACGUCAUCGUGUAUCACGGCUCUCAGAUCAGCCGGCAGAUGAUCCAUCAGUACGAGAUGUUCUACAGAGACCCCCAGGGCAACACCAUCCCCGGUGUCCUGAAGUUCCACGGGCUGAUCACCACCUUCGAGAUGAUCAUGGCCGACUGUCCCGAUCUGAGGAAGCUCCACUGGCGCUGCGUGGUGAUCGACGAAGCUCACCGCCUGAAGAACAGGAACUGCAAACUGCUGGAGGGACUGAAGCUCAUGAACCUGGAACACAAGGUUCUGCUGACAGGAACUCCUCUGCAGAACUCGGUGGAGGAGUUGUUCAGCCUGUUGAACUUCCUGGAGCCGCUGCAGUUUCCUUCAGAAAGCACUUUCCUGGAAGAGUUCGGAGACCUGAAAACAGACGAGCAGGUGAAGAAGCUUCAGGCCAUUCUGAAGCCCAUGAUGUUGAGGAGACUGAAGGACGACGUAGAGAAGAACCUGGCGCCUAAAGAGGAGACCAUCAUCGAGGUGGAGCUGACCAACAUCCAGAAGAAAUAUUACCGAGCCAUCUUAGAGAAGAACUUCUCCUUCCUGUCCAAAGGAGCCAACCAGCACAACAUGCCCAACCUCAUCAACACCAUGAUGGAGCUCCGCAAGUGCUGCAACCACCCGUACCUCAUCACAGGAGCGGAGGAGAAGAUUCUGGAAAGCUUCAGGAAGUACCACAGUCCUGACGCUCUGGACUUCCAGCUGCAGGCGAUGAUCCAGGCGGCCGGUAAGCUGGUUCUGAUCGACAAGCUGCUGCCCAAGCUGCUGUCUGGAGGUCACAAAGUGCUGGUCUUCUCCCAGAUGGUGCGCUGCCUGGACAUCAUGGAGGACUACCUCAUACAGAGACGAUACACGUACGAACGCAUCGACGGACGCGUCAGAGGAAACCUGCGACAGGCCGCCAUCGACAGGUUCUGCAAGCCAGACUCGGACCGCUUCGUCUUCCUGCUGUGCACCCGAGCCGGAGGCCUGGGAAUCAACCUCACGGCUGCAGACACCUGCAUCAUCUUCGACUCGGACUGGAACCCCCAGAACGACCUGCAGGCCCAGGCUCGAUGUCACCGGAUCGGUCAGAGCAAAGCGGUGAAGGUCUACCGGCUGAUCACCAGGAACUCCUACGAGAGGGAGAUGUUUGACAAGGCCAGUCUGAAGCUCGGUCUGGACAAAGCCGUCCUCCAGGACAUCAACCGUAAAGGCAGCCUGAACGGGGUGCAGCAGCUCUCCAAGCUGGAGGUGGAGGACUUGUUGAAGAAAGGAGCGUACGGAGCGCUGAUGGACGAGGAAGACGAGGGAUCCAAGUUCUGUGAGGAAGACAUCGACCAGAUUCUCCAGAGACGGACUCAGACCAUCACCAUCCAGACGGAGGGGAAAGGGUCCACGUUCGCCAAGGCCAGCUUCAUCUCAUCUGGAAACAGAACGGACAUUUCUCUGGACGACCCAAACUUCUGGCAGAAAUGGGCAAAGAUCGCUGAGGUGGAGAUCGACUCCAAAUCUGAGAAGGAGUCCUUGGUGAUCGACACUCCUCGGGUGAGGAAGCAGACUCGUCACUACAACUCUUUCGAGGAUGACGAGCUGAUGGAGUUCUCGGAGCUCGACAGCGAUUCUGAGGAUCGACCGUGUCGAACCCGCCGUCUGGGAGAACGCAGCCGACGCUACCUCAGAGCGGAAUGCUUCAGAGUGGAGAAGAACCUGCUCAUCUUCGGCUGGGGUCGGUGGACGGACAUCAUGAACCACGGCCGCUUCAAAUGGCACCUGGCAGAGCGAGACAUGGAGAUGAUCUGCAGGGCUCUGCUGGUCUACUGCCUGAGACACUACAAAGGAGACGACAAGAUCAAGAGCUUCAUCUGGGACCUGAUCACCCCGACCAAGGAGGGCCAGGACCAGGACCUGCUCAACCACUCUGGGCUAUCUGCUCCGGUUCCUCGUGGUCGGAAGGGGAAGAAGCUGAAGAACCAGCUGAACGUUCCUGAGGUGAAGACCGCCGACUGGCUGGUCCACUGUAACCCGGAGGUGGUUCUGCAGGACGAGAGCUACAAGAAGCACCUGAAGCAGCACUGCAACAAGGUGCUGCUGAGGGUGAGGAUGCUCUACUACCUGAAGGUGGAGGUGUUGGGUGAAGCUGCCACUCAAGCUGGAGAGGGGAUACCUGCCAGUAAGCUGGAGGUGUCUCUCCCUGACAUCGACUACAUAGAGAUUCCGGUCUCUUGGUGGGACACAGAAGCUGACAAGUCUCUGCUCAUCGGAGUCCACAAACACGGCUACGAGCGGUACAACGCCAUGCGUGCGGAUCCAGACCUUUGUUUCCUGGAGAGAGUGGGGAUGCCCGACGUCACUGCUCUGUCUGCUGAACAGGGAGGAGGGGAGGGGGGUGACAUGACUGACAGCGUGAGCAAAGUGGAGGAGGUGAAGGACGACGCAGAGAUCAAAGCUGAAGGAGGAGAGGACCGAGACGAGAGCAGCAAGGGAGAGGAAACCUGCUCCAGCACCGACAUGUCAGACAAACCGGACAGCACCGGUCCAGACUCUCAGAUGUCAGGUGACCUGUGCGUCCAGGACGGAGCUCUGGUCACCACGACGACGGUGGGAUCGGGUUCCGGGGUGGCAUCGCUCCAUGUGGUCCAGGCCCGGCCCGUCUGGCCCGCCGGCCCCGCCCUCACGGCCCGUUUACGGCGUCUGAUCACCGCCUACCAGCGCUUCACGCUGCGCCGCGAGCCGCCGCUCCGCCACGACUUCCUGCUCCACGACGGACUGGUCGCCAUGGGGAUGGGUGGAGCCGGAGUCCAUGGCCACCACGGCGGGCCGAUGGCGUGGCAGCUGGGGGAGGAGCUGAGGAGGUGCUCCGUGGUCGCCACAGAACCGGACCCGCUGUUCCUGGAGUGGCAGAGGAGGUGGACUCGUCGAGAACAAGCAGAUUUCUACCGCACCGUGUCCUCGUAUGGCGUCGUUUACGACUCAGACAGGAAGUCCUUCGACUGGUCCCAGUUCAGAGCUCUGGCCCGACUGGAGAGGAAGACGGACGAGAGCCUGGAGAGAUACUUCAACUCCUUCGUCAACAUGUGCAGGACGGCCUGCAAGCUGCCUGCCAGGAAGGAGGAAGACUCGGUGGACCCCGCUGUGCUGGUGGAGCCUCUGACUGAAGAGAGAGCAGCCAGGACUUUAUAUCGCAUCGAGCUGCUCCGGAAGAUCAGAGAGCAGGUUCUCCGUCACCCGUUGCUGUCGGCCCGCCUCCAGCUGUGCCGGCCCUCCCUCUACCUGCCGGUCUGGUGGGAGUCUGGGAAACACGACCGGGACCUCCUCAUCGGGGCGGCGCGCCACGGCUUGAGCCGCACCGACUUCUACAUCCUGAACGACCCCCAGCUGAGCUUCCUGGAGGCUCACAGGAACUACGUCAGGGGGCACCCCUCCCACCUCCAUCCUCAGAGUCAUCUUCACCUGGUGACUCAUCCUGGCAUCUCGUCUUCAUCCUCCUCCUCUCAUCCUCACUGCUGCCUGUAUGAUUCCCCUCAGCCUCCCGAGUAUCCCCACCAGUCCUCCCAGCACCACCAGCACCACCCUGGGCCUCCACCGGCUCCUUCUCCCUCCUCCUCUCACCCUCACCUCCACCCCCUUCCAUUGGACGCCCACAACUCUUCCUCUCCCAGUCUGGGACUGGUCUCUGGGUCGAGGGGAGACUUCCUGGACUGCCCCCCUCUGGAUGAAGGUCUGGAGCUGGGUUCUCUGCAGCAUGACGCCAUGUCUGCGGACGCUCUGCACGGAGGGAAGGCCUCCAAAGACGCCCUCAACGGUUUCCCCUUCAACUCGGCUGCAGGAGGUCAAAGCAUGCUCAACUCGUACGGCGUCGGGGGAACCGACCUCGACUCCAAACUGAGGAGUGACGUUCUGGUUGGAGAGCAGGGCUCCUCAGAGGAGACCGGGCUGAUGGCCCCGUCAGUGGAGCUGGAUCACUUACAGGCUCCCUGGGACGGGACCGACCAGUCCAGUCCGGCUCACCACAUGUUCAACGAGUCCGAUCCGAUCCUGGGUCCCUCCGCUCUGGAGACCGGCUUCCUGGAGGAGGAGGAUGAGGAGGCACAGGGGGGAGACAGAGGAGGGGAGGAAGGAGCGACUCUGGAGGAGUGUUUGGGCCUCCCCCCCUCCUCCUCCCCCUCCCACCCCUCAGCAGGAGACCCUGUGGAGCCGCUGUCCUCCAGCUUCAUGCUCUUCAAGGACAUCGGAGUCAGCGAGGAACCCAGCGGAGAUCAAACCGACCUGUCGGCGAGCCCCCCUCCCCCCUACGUCCCCCCUCCUCCUCUCUCUCUGUCUGACAUCACUGCCCACGAGCCGCGGGAUAGGCUGAACCACUCUGAUGUCACAGAGAGCCUGGCCAAUCCUGAGGAGGAAGGAGAGGGCCGGGCAGGAGGCGCUGGGUUCCAGUUUGAUGACAAGGAGGGAAAAGAGGGAGACCUGUCGAGGAGGAGCGAGGAGCAGACUGUGGAGAAACCAGGAGAUCAAAGUCUGGGAAGAGAGGAGUGUGAUGCAGAACGAGGUGCUGACCAACGUUUGGGAGUCUUGAAUCCCCCAAUGGAAGUAACCCAGAUGGACGGGGUAGUGCCAGAUCCUGGACUCGGAGACCAGGAUGAAGAAGACCUUGAGGGGAGCUUUGACCAAUCAGAGCACAAAGAGGAGUUACGGCCAGACGCUCACCCGUAUCUCAGGAAGCUGGAGCAGCAGGGCGGCCUCGGCUGUCCCGAGUCUAUUGAAGAACCCGGAGAGGAAGUGGACGGGUUGAUUCUGUAUCAGACGGACGAGACGAUGGGAAACUCGGAUCUGGCAGAUCAAGUGGACGAGGUCUCUGAAGGGAAGGUGGAUCGAGUUCCUCAACCCUGUGAUGAAACACCAGAGGAACAAACAGACGUCAAACCCAGUGAGAUGGUGCUGCAGAGCAUCUACUCUGAAUACGCAUCGGCCUGCUGCCCUGCUGCCUCCGUACCACCACCACCUACAGAAGCCUCAAAGUCAGAGGGAGGAGCUGGACUCCACAGUGAAGAGUCCACGGAUCAGGAAAACUAUGACGACACAGCUGGAGAUGAGAAGAAUAGAGUCCUAACAUUCUCCCUCCAUCAGGACAACAAAGACCAUCUGCUGGAGCAAGAUGAAAUCAAAAUGGCCCCCACUCCUCCUGCAGACGCAGUCGACUCAAAGCCAUUGGAUCUGAAGUUUCCUCUGUUAGCAGACGGAGGUGGUGAGAAGAAACCACAGCUACUGGAGCUGCCAGUGAAGAUGGAGGAGACCAAGACGGAGACAGCUGAGGAAGUCUACCCCGACAGCUCUGAAUCCACACAUGGAAAGUUCCUCUCCUACCGGGUCAAGUCAGAGAACUUGGUGACCAAAGCUGAGCAGUUACACUACCCUGUGAAACCAGAAACUCUGGAGACCAAACCUGAAGAUCUGAGCCCCCCCAUGAAGGCCGAGAGCGUAGACCGUAAACCUCUAGUCCUCCAGUUCGCCGCCUACUCCGCUGGCGCUGAAAUCAAACCUGAGCAUAAACCAGUAGCUCUCCUGUUCACUGCUUCUCCAGACGGAGCUAAGCUGAAGACCGAGUCAGAGCCAGAGGAUUUAAAGUUAACCCCCAAACCAGAAGGUCUGGAGUUCUGCACCUACCCAGACAGCUCCGAGAUCAAACCGGAGGCCAAGCCACAGGACCUGGACCUCUCAGCCUUUCCUGAGGUCAAAGCUGAGACCAAGCAGGAGCUGUUGGAGGCCGACAGCACCGUCCUGACCCCGAAGCUGGAGCAGGCCGACGGGCUGGUAGACUCCUCAGAGGGUCUGGUGGGGAAAGAACCAGUGAAGGAGGAGCGGCCAGGUACACCAGUGGUGGAGGGGUACCCAUGCAGCCCCCGGUUUGCGGCUCCUGUCUCCAUGGUUGAUGUUCCUGAGGGCCUCCAGGAGUCCCGUGAGCCUACGAUCGCCCAGCUGUUGCAGGAGAAAGCUCUGUACUCCUUCUCUGAGUGGCCCAAGGACCGAGUCAUCAUCAACCGUCUGGACAGCAUCUGUCACGCCAUCCUGAAGGGAAAGUGGCCUUCCUCCAGUGAGCAGUACGACUCGCCCGGCGCCGUGGUCGCCAACUCCUGCCUGGCCAACAGUUUGGCCCAGCAGCACCACCAACACCACCAGCAGCACCAGCAGCACCAGCACCACCAGCACCACCAGCAGCACCAGCAGCACCGAGCCAGCUUCCUGCCCACCACGGCCUCCAGCUCCGUCCCCGGCCAGCCUCGGGUCCAGCAGACCAACGCAGGCCUCGGGUUCUCCAUCCCCCCCCCCACUAGACUACCUAAGUACAUGUCGCGGGGCGGUGCAUGUGGGCGAGGAGCGUGGCGCCUCACCUCCUUGCCUCUCUUGCAGGAGCGACUUGUGGCUCCUCCUUAUCUCCCCGAGCUCAAACGCGGGGGUCGGAGGUCGUUCGACUACGAGGCUGCUGCCGCUGCAGCCGCAGCCAAGGCUCUAUCUGGGAAGUCGUCGUCCGUCCCCACGAGCUCCGGCGGUGCCUCUCCGGUGGUGGCUCCGCCCUCUCAUCACAGCGGCGCCAUGUUGAUUAACGGCUGGCAGGAGACGGCCAUCGAUCUCACCAAGCCGUCUGCAGACAUGAGCGGCGGCGGUGGGGGGUCGGGAGACGCCGUGGUGGCUCCGGGACUCGGUCACCAGCUGCCACCCCCCCCCAUCACCGCACCGCUGCCGGGCUCCGUGGGGAUGGACAUGGCCGGGAUCCUGCAGGCGGGGCUCAUCCACCCGGUGACAGGGCAGAUAGUUAAUGGAAGCCUGAGGGGAGAUGACUCCCUGAGGAGGAGGAGAGGGAGGAGGAGAAACGUGGAGGCGCUGUACUCUGAGUUCACCAAGAGCAGAGGACUCCACCUCCAGGAGAACCAGCUGCAGGGCCGAGUGGAGCUGAUCAGCCACUCCUCCGUCUCCUCCUCCACCUCCUCGCCGUCCCCCUCUCCUUCAGAGCGACCCGCCGGCCCCCCACCGUCCUCCUCCUCCACGCCCACCCCCACCCAGACUCCUCCUCAGCCAGAGAUUGUGGCCAUCGACCGGGAGGCGGCCAGCAAAGGUCUGAUGGAGUGGCUGAGGCAGAACCCGGGUUACAGCAUGGACCUGCCCAGCUUCUCUCACUCUGGAGCAGGUCUGUUACACGGCUUUGUGGAGCGUCCCAAGCAGAGGAGGCAUCGCUGCAAAGACCCCACCAAGCUGGACAUCAACUCUCUGACGGGGGAGGAGAGGGUUCCUGUAGUUCACCGAGGCACCGGACGCCGGCUGGGCGGUGCGAUGGCGCCGGCCAUAAAGGAGCUGUCCCGUUGGCUGGAUGCCAACACGGAGUACUACGUGGCUCCGGACUGGGCCGACGUGGUCAAACACUCGGGUUUCCUCCCUGAGGGGAAGUUCUGUCGGAUCCUGACGGAACCAGUCAACAGAGACCCGGGUUCUCGGCGCCGUGGGCGGCGACCUCGCAGCGAGAUGCCUAAGCCCCUCCUGUCGGUGUCUGACUCCGCCUCCUCCGGCCUCGGCCCCCCCCUCUUCAUGAACGGAGGCUUGAUUGGCAGCAUGGACUCCAUGGUGGCCAUGCAGAACCUCCGCGGGGGGAUUCAUGGGAUUCCCAUCUCGGGCAUCAUGGCGGCCGGGUUCCCUCACGGUUUCUCCGCCGUCCAAGCGGGCGGAGCUUCGGCGGAGGACGCCAAGAACGGGUUGAGUAUGUUACCCAUGAUGCUUCACGGCAUCCCUCACCCCCACGGCGCCGCCAUCCAGCAGCACGCCUUGUUCAGCGUCGGAGCCAUGAUGGCCCAUGCACCUCCUCCUCACCCCAGCUCCUCCUCCUCCUCUUCCUCCUCCGCCUCAAAGGUCACCACGACGACCGCCCCGUCUACGUCCGAGGCCGCCAGCCCUUCGUCCACCACGCCGGCCGAGCGGGAGAGCGGCGCCUCCUCUGGUUCCGGCGGGGGGGAGACGGAGAAAGGAGCAGCGGACGCCAACAAAAGAGCGGAGGCGGCCGUCAUCACCUCCACCAGCAGGGCCCAUCUGGGCUCCGCCCACCUGGGAGCCGGCAGCCACCUGACCUUUAACCCCUUCCUGAUCCCCGGCAUGUCCCACGGCCUGCUGUACCCACACAUGUUCCUGCCCCACGGCGGCAUCAUGGCGCUGCCCGCUAUGCCCCCCGGGGCGCUGGAGCCGGGGAGCCCCAAGAGGAGGAGGAAGAGAGGGCGGGAGGAGGGGGAGAGAGAGGAGGAGAAGGCGGCCAUGGUGAAGGCAGAGGAGAGAGAAAGUACAGUUCAGGCCUCCUCCUCCUCUCCCUCCGCCCCCCCCUCCUCCACUCCAGAACCCGGACCGGCUCCCCAUGAGGAGCUCCAGGAACCGGACUCCCACGACGCUCCUGAGGGAGCAGAGGAGAAAGAGGAGAGACAGGAGGACCCAGCAGGAGAGGCAGCGGAGGAGCAGAGACAGGUGGAAGGAGAGGAGGCGUAGAGGAGGAGAGACGUCCACUCCCUUCCUCCUCCUCCUCCUCCUCCUCCUCCUCCUCCUCCAGUGUAAAGUUUGUGCCGUGUCUGUCAGUCGAUGUCCAUGUAAAGACUUUUAUUAUGACGCUGACGAUGAAUAACGAUGAUUAUAUUCAACUUGGUUCUGUUUAAAUACCAAGACCCCCCUCCUCCCCCUCCUCCCCCUCCUUGUAUACAAACACCAGUGUAAGAAACCAUCGUCUGUGUCCUCCUCCCCUCCGUCCUGCAUCCAGACUGAGACUCCUCCUCCUCAGGAGGAGAGGCGUGGCCUCUAAGGAGCAGCUCCAGUAACGAAUCAGAGACGCUCCAUCAGAGGGCGUGUUGCCGUGGAGACGAGGAAGACGAUGAAGAGUUGUUAGAGGAAUCAGAGAAGCUCACAGAGGAGAACUGGUUUGAGUUCAUGUCUAAGUUCUGUCUGGUUGGUUCACUAAAGUCAGAGGUCGUUGGUUCUAGAUUACGUAGAAGAACCUGGAGGUGAGACACUAAAACACCUUCAGAACCAGAUCAAUACAACCCAUAAACACACCUUCAGAACCAGAUCAGUACAACCCAUAAACACACCUUCAGAACCAGAUCAAUACAACCCAUAAACACACCUUCAGAACCAGAUCAAUACAACCCAUAAACACACCUUCAGAACCAGAUCAAUACAACCCAUAAACACACCUUCAGAACCAGAUCAAUACAACCCAUAAACACACUAAUCCUCUUCAGUGGCUCAGAGGUUUUUACGUAUUUGAAUCAUGACUCUAUUAUUAUCAAUGCUAUGCCGUUGCUGCUAGGACUUCUUUUAACAGAAGUUGAGAGUUAAAGUUCUCCAGAACUAAAGAACGUCCCUCUGUUGAUUGAGAACAAUCAGGAGUUCACAUUUAGUUCAUCUGAAGACACAAAGUCACCUUCACACAUUGACCCUCAAGUGUUUCGGCCUAAUCAGAGGAGGUGAAAGACGGGAGGAGAAGAGGAGCCAGCAGGAGGUCUGAUGUGUCCUCUAGACGACGGAGAGGAGGAGAAGAUAAGAGGAGGAGGAGGAGGAGGAGGAGCUUCUAUCCUUCCCUCUAUGCUUAGAGUCCACAGACGUUCUCCUGUCCUCCAUCCAGACAGGAGGAGGACACAGGACCUCCUCGUGGCUCCUCGCCUCCUUUCUGUUCCUCCGGUUAGUUUUUCUCAAUAAGUCAUUCUCUGACUUUAUAUUUCCGUUUCUUUCUUUCGUGCACCGUUUGUUUCUUUGUCCUCUUCUUGGUUUCUCGUUGGUGACCACAUACUUGACAGAGGAGAGGGGGAUUGUGGGUAAGGAGCAGACUGUACUGUACAUUAAGUGGGUCCGUGUUUCGGGUUCUACGUCAAAUGUUUCCGUUUACGAUGUUGGAUUUCACUUUAGUUUUGUUUUCAUUCAUGGAAACAUCAUUUUUGCACAACGUCUUUUUGUGAAUGUUGACCUGUCCUGUGUUUCUUCAUGUGUGUGUGUGUGAUGGGAGAGUGUGUGUGUGUGUGUGUGUGUGUGUGUGUGUGUGUGUGUGUGUGUGUGUGUGUGUGUGUGUGUGUGUGUGUGUGUGUGUGUGUGUGUGUGUGUGUGUGUUCCUCCUCCGUCUCGUCUUCACCUUUCUUGUCGGUAAAAAGCUGAACUUGGUCGUUGCCUUGUCACAGGUUUGUGGCUCCAUCUUAUUUAUUACACUUUUCUUUUGCCAAACGUUCACCAAAUAUUCUUUCUCUUAUGUUCGUGUCAUAUUACUCCAAGUGGAAGGCCUUAUUUAGCUGUUGUAGUUUGUAGAGACAUGUGUGAAGAACCCUCCGUUAAAACAAUCAGUCGUCUCAAAGCACAAAGCCUUCCUGACCAGUGCCUCGAUCUGACCUUCAGAAGGAGCUUCACCGUGUGACAUCAUCACCUCUCCUCCCUGUCAUUGGUUUAUUUUGUACCUGAGUCCAGAUGACCUUUGACUCUGUAGAGAUUCUAAACCUCACAUGAUGACCUCUGUAGAAAGGUUCUACGUUCUCAUCACUGAUGUUCUCCUCUCACUCUGAACCAUGGAAACGUCUUCUUCUGUACUCUGAGUCACUUCAGACUAAACCUGUGACAUGUUAUUAUUAUAUAAUGUUAUUAUUAUAUAAUGUUAUUAUACUGUGAACUCAGCUUAUGAGACUGAGUUCAGUCUGAAGAGUUCAUCCAACAGGAGAAGCAUUACAACACUAUUAGAGUGAGUAUUAAGAUACAAUAAGAUUAUCUUAUUAAUUAAACAGAUUACCAGGAACAUUAUCUUUGUAGUCUCUAACCACAGAAACCUGAAUAUUAAGUGAAAGUAAACGUUCCGAGUCUUUUGAUAUUCCAGUUGUCUGAAGAGUAAAAGCAGAAUACUCUGAAUAAUAUGUAGAAUAUUGUGUAAAGUGGAACAGUUUGUGUCGACGUGUUUCCUGGUUCAGAUUUAGAGGAACAGAAGAACAUUAGUGAGAACCAUGACGUUCUGGAUGGUUCUGACCCGGUUCAGUCUCUAAAUCAGAACCACGCGCCGUCUCUUUAAGGACGGCGGUCUGAUCCAGAUCACCGUCUUCUGUCGGGUGUCUGGUUCUCCUGCUCCUCCAGGAGAACCAGAGCAUCUGAUUGGUUGUUGGGGUUCCUGAAGAGAACAGAGUCAUCUGUCCUCAGCCAUGUAGUGACAUCACUUCCUGUUUCUGUGUAACAGCUGGAGGUGUGUCCAUGUCCCAUCAUGCCUUCUGUUCCAGUGUUACCGCCCCUCUACAUGGAGAGGUCAUCAUAAAUGUAUUUAUUGUUCAUGAACUGAGAUUAACUGUUUUUUUAAACGGAGUCACAUGGUGAAGAGUCCCCUGUUUUCAUGUGCCAUACCAUAAUAAUCAGAUCCCCAGCCGUUACUGGGCUGAAGCAGCUUUUGGGAUUCUGACCCGGGACCAGCUGAUCCAGAUCAUGAGUUCAUGGUGUUUAGUGACCACGUUUAGGAGAAACAUAUUGACAUCAUCCAGAGAAAGGAGAGGAGAGGAGGGUGAGAGAGACCAGCACCUCCCUGGUCCUGUAGCUGACCUUUGACCUCUGACCUCCUGUAGAAGGACUGUCAUAGCCUCUAGUAUCAUCUACAGGUUUAAAGUCUCGUUCUGCUCCCUUAAAUUCAAACAUCUAAACCAGAUGUUCCUCCUUCAGACGGUCCUGAACUGGUCUGAACUGGUCUGGUUUCAUUCUGGUUUCACAGACACUGAGGAGGAGAACGUAGAUCAUAUAUCAGACACCUCUAUGUCGUCAUAUUAGACAUUAUUAAACACUGAUCUACUGAUUAAAAAGAUUGAAAAUAUGGAUUCUUCUUCAGAUUAAAGAGAAACUAAACGAUUGUCAGAGAUAAAGAAGUGAAUCCUCCCAGUGUGAGUCUGUGGAACCAGCUCAACAUGAGACGUGAGCCGUCUGCUGGUGGUGAUGAUGACGAUGAUGAAGAGGCUGCUCCUGAGCUCCUCCUCUGGUGGUUUUUAUCUUUGGGUUCUCCUUUGUAACUAUAGCUCUCUCUCUCUCUCUCUCUCUCUGUGUCCCAUGUGAGUCUCAACAUGGUCUGUGUGAUCUUUUAUGGUGCAAUAAAAGAUGACUUUCAACCUCCUCGCGUCAUGUGACUCGUUCCUUCCUCGUCACUCAUUUAGCUGCUGUCGUUUCUCACUUCUGUGUUGAGUGUCAGGUGAGUUGACCUCUGCUCUCUGCACAAUGCAUGCUGGGAAAGACGGAGCAGGUAGAGGUUCACGUCUCAUAACGAGAGAAAGAGAAUUCAUAAGCUCAAUGUUUUCAUAUUCACUAUCUACUGAUACACCUGUGUAGAAAUACUUCUUGU
This is a messenger RNA of Anoplopoma fimbria (sablefish), 14352 nucleotides long. It is a transcript of the gene chd6, whose product is annotated as chromodomain helicase DNA binding protein 6. Lineage: Eukaryota; Metazoa; Chordata; Actinopteri; Perciformes; Anoplopomatidae. Gene Ontology annotation, molecular function: protein binding; ATP binding; ATP-dependent chromatin remodeler activity. The record is from RefSeq and is a predicted model, not a curated record.